Messenger RNA from [Torrubiella] hemipterigena, 3769 nucleotides. The record is from the annotation of a GenBank genome assembly. Lineage: Eukaryota; Fungi; Ascomycota; Sordariomycetes; Hypocreales; Clavicipitaceae.
AGUCUUCGAUCCACCAGCCGCGCUGCGUGCACCUCUCCACCAGACAAGAGUCACCGUGAAUUCGCCCUCUGCAUUCACAGUGCAUCCUCCUCACCAGCGCCCUCGGCAUCCACGCUUGUUGGAUUUUCGAACAACAAAUCAAUUGCACUGAGGGACUGUGCAAUAUUCUUGCCGCCGACAUGCAGCGUCUUCUCCGUGAUUGAGGCACCAUUGUCUAUCCUCUUCAGCUUCAUUUCAUGCCCGACUGCUCAACAUGGGUGUUAACGGUCUCUGGAGCGUCAUCCAGCCAUGCGCCCGACCAACCAAUUUGGCGUCGCUAAACCGCAAGAGACUCGCAGUCGAUGCCUCAAUUUGGAUUUACCAGUUUCUUAAGGCUGUACGUGACAAGGAGGGCAAUGCGCUGCGCAACUCACACGUCGUUGGCUUCUUCCGGCGCAUUUGUAAACUUCUAUGGUUUGGUGUGCAGCCUGUUUUCGUGUUUGAUGGAGGUGCACCAGCUUUGAAGCGAGCAACUAUUCAGAAGAGACAGCGCCGCCGCGAAGGACGAAGAGACGAUGCAGUCAAGACUGCCGGCAAGCUGCUUGCUGUGCAGAUGCAGCGGCUCGCCGAGGAGGACAAGGAGCGCACGCGUGCUCUCGCCGAAAACCCGGCAUUGAAUAGGGAGGAGGAAGCGCCAGUAUUGUCUGAUGCCAGCCAAUUUGUCUACGUGGAUGAGAUUGGCAUGUCACAGAAGGAGAGACAGCAAAACCGCAAAUUCCACAAACAGGAUGCCUAUCAUUUGCCUGAACUUGACCGCAGCAUCGCAUCAAUGGGCCAGCCGGAUGAUCCCCGAAUCAUGAGUGUGGAAGAACUUGAAGAGUAUGCACGUCAGUUUAACGAUGGCGAGGAUAUCAACCUCUACGAUUUCAGCAAGAUUGACUUUGAUGGCGAUUUCUUCAAGAGUCUCCCACCACCUGACCGAUAUAAUAUUCUAAACGCAGCUAGACUUCGAAGUCGACUCAGAAUGGGCCUUAGUAAGGAACAGCUUGAUGAGAUGUUCCCUGAUCGCAUGGCCUUUUCCCGUUUUCAAAUCGAGCGCGUCAAAGAGCGAAACCAUUUGACGCAACGGCUAAUGUACGAGGUUGGUAUGACUGGUACAGACCUUACAUUAGGCGUGAAUGCUCGAGUAGCCGGGGAGAAAAACAGAGAAUAUAUUCUGGUCAAGAAUGACGGCGUCGAAGGAGGCUGGGCAUUGGGUGUUGUUAGCAAAGACAAGGAAAUUGGAGAAGCCCACAAGCCUAUCGACGUUGACGCCAUUCAGAUUCAGUAUCAGGCCAAAGAUGAUAUCGACGAAGACGAUGAAGAUGAGGACUUUGAAGAUGUCCCAAUUGCUGGGAUAAACCGGCUACCCAAAUUGAACGCAAUGGACAGCCAGGCUUCUGUAGCCACACAUAGCUUCUCAGAACAACGCAAAGAACUAUACACUUCCAACAAGGGCAAGGACGCUCAAGUGGAUGAAAACGAAUCGCUAUUUGUUGGAGGAUCUGCCGACCUGGAAACAAGCUACCCCGGGACUGAGGCUAUGCAUCAAGAGGAAGAAGAUGACUUGAACUUUGCAAUUGCACUGUCUCUCCAGAAUCAACACACUCUGGAUGAUACGGGUGGCCAUAGAACCGAUCCCGACCAAGAUUUAGCAGCGCCAGAAUGGAAACAGACAGCCGUAAAGGCUUCUGCUCCUAUUGUUGGACGUGGGGGCAUGGCUAUUGCCCAUAUGGUUAAUAGGCGUGCAAAUGCCUCCAUGACAAAGCCUGCAAAUGAUGUCUCUAGCUCUGUGGCCCCUAUUACAAAGCCCGAGACAGAUAUCGAGAAGAACGAUGACAGCGAUAGUGAUGAGGAUAUGCAGACGCUCCUUAGCAAGGCUCGCAUGUCUAAGAAGCCAGCCGCGCCUCUGCCAGUUUUCGAGAAGAAGAAAAAUCCUUUUGACGGACCCCUUCCCUUCCCCAAGCUGUCGUGGGGAUCCUUCGCUAAGAGUGCAAAACCCGAAGAACCGACAAAAGUCGCAACUGCUACCGAUAGCAACACGGACGAGUAUGACGGCUUUGCGGGUGGUGGUUUCGAAGCUGAAAUCAACAUUGACCACGAUGUUGCGCCUAAACCUCUCCCUCCCUGGCUCGCUGACGAUGGGGAUAUUCGAGAUGCAAUCAAAAAGCAGGGUAACUUUGAACGGGAAAAGAAUGCAGAAGACAAGGAGGCAGCGGUUGAAGCAGAAAGGCAGCGCCAAAAGGAGAGAAUGAUCGAGAUUGAGUCAUCGGACGACGAUAGCGACGACAUUCAAAUAGUCGAUGCUCCCAACAAGACGAUCAUCAGCCCACCUCCUGUGACUAUUGCCCCCCAAAUAGAUGCGGCAGACACUCAGGAUGCGCCUACCGACGAGCCAUUAGUGACAAGAGAUGAUAAAGAGAAAGAGGAGUCCCCCGAACCAGAAUUUGAGGACGUAAACAUUCCAGAUUCUGGUCGUGAAGUUGUUACCGCAAUGGAAACACCAAGCGACGAAAUAGCCCCCGUUGAACAGGCGGCCUCCGUAUCUUUCCAGCCUUAUAAGACCGUGGCCGAUGAAGAGUCUAGUCGCCGCAUCGACGACGAAGAUCUGUUUGGGGAUGCCGAAGACGAUGAGUACAGCGAUCCUGAUGAGGAAGAGCUUCUACAGGCAAUGGAAUUAGAGGCAGCUGAGCACGCUCGAUUUGCCAGUGAAUUAAACCAAAAGUCUGCCCAGCAGAACCGCGAAGACUACGAAAGGGAGCUACGAGCUCUGCGAACGCAACAGAAGAAGGAUCGCAGAGAUGCCGACGAAGUUACUCAAGUUAUGAUUACAGAAUGUCAGGCAUUGCUGCGUCUCUUUGGUAUACCUUACAUCACUGCGCCAAUGGAAGCAGAAGCCCAGUGUGCUGAGCUUGUCAAGUUAAACAUUGUGGAUGGUAUUGUCACCGAUGACUCUGACACAUUCUUAUUUGGUGGAACCCGAGUCUAUAAAAACAUGUUUAACAGCAACAAAUUUGUUGAGUGUUACGUCGGUGCUGAUUUGGAAAAGGAACUCUCACUCUCCCGCGAGCAGCUGAUCUCUUUGGCACAACUCCUCGGCUCUGACUAUACAGAAGGCAUCCCUGGUGUUGGUCCAGUCACUGCUGUUGAGAUCUUAUCCGAGUUCCCCGGAGCAUCUGGCCUUUCUGACUUCCGAGACUGGUGGAACGACGUACAGUCGCACAAACGACCAAAAGAAGCCGACGUGGCGUCAUCCUUCCGCAAAAAGUUCCGCAAGUCACAGGCUGCCAAGCUCUUCCUGCCGACGGGAUUCCCCAACCCUGCCGUCUAUGAUGCCUACUUGAACCCCGACGUAGACCAUAGUGCAGAACCCUUCCAAUGGGGUGUUCCGGACGUUGAAGGUCUGCGCCGGUUCCUUAUGGCCACGAUUGGAUGGAGCAAGGAGAGGACGGAUGAGGUGCUUGUCCCCGUCGUCAAGGACAUGAACAAGCGUGAACGAGAAGGUACACAAAGUAACAUCACACGAUACUUUGACGGCACAGUUGGUGCUGGAGCUAGAGAUGCCUCUGCACCGCGUCAAAAGGCACAAAGUAGCAAACGAAUGGCGGCGGCAGUUGACAAACUUAGAACCAACACCGCCACUGUGGACAAUAGCUCAGCAGGUACAAAACGGAGACGGACUGACAAGGACACUAAUUGAACGAUUUGAGUUGAAUAAAUCUAAAUACAUAUUAACCUUUGUUGCCCCGUU